Messenger RNA from Carica papaya (papaya), 954 nucleotides. Its product is annotated as basic helix-loop-helix (bHLH) DNA-binding superfamily protein. Gene Ontology annotation, molecular function: protein dimerization activity; DNA-binding transcription factor activity. NCBI's taxonomy places the organism in Eukaryota, Viridiplantae, Streptophyta, Magnoliopsida, Brassicales, Caricaceae. Gene Ontology annotation, biological process: regulation of DNA-templated transcription. The record is from RefSeq and is a predicted model, not a curated record.
UAAAAGCCAGAGACUUGUUAUUUGUUAGGUUUUAGAAGAAACCCAGAAAGAAUUUUUUACAUAUAUAAAAUACGCGUAACAUAUAUAUAUAUAUACACAUACACAAUCAUAGAUAACUGCUCUUCUUUCUUAUAUUUCAGAGCAUACCUGUCAUCCAUGGAGAAUUCUUACUUUUAUCAUUCUGCUUGGCCUGAACUUACUAAUUUCUCAGAUUCCAACGAUGGUGAGUCUCGAUGUCUAUUUCCAUGGUCGGUACCUCCUUGCGUUUCGGCCUCUCCUGACUCGGUCCAGCUCCAUGGAUGCCCUUCGUGGUCAAUUCCAGUCGAAGGAGUUGCAGAAGACAAGGCCGCAUCGGUGUCGAAGAGCCAUAGCCAAGCCGAGAAGAGACGAAGGGACAGGAUCAAUGCUCAGCUUGCCACUCUCAGAAAACUCAUCCCUAAGUCUGAUAAGAUGGACAAGGCAGCUCUGCUAGGGAGCGUAAUAGAACAAGUGAAGGAUCUGAAGAGAAAAGCAACAGAAGCGAGCAAAGCACUGAGUGUCCCAACAGAAGUUGAUGAAGUGACUGUGGACGACUGUGCGGCCGAUUCAAAGGGGAGCAGUGAGAGCGCCUUCUUCAGGGCAACCCUCUGCUGUGAUGAUCGGCCAGAGGUAUUUUCCGAGCUAAUACGAGUCCUAAAAGGCCUGAAAAUGAGCAUUGUCAGGGCUGACAUAUCAAGUGUUGGAGGAAGAAUGAGGAGCAAUUUGGUGAUGUCCACUAAGGGAAGCGUGUCAAUGAGUACUCUUAGACAGUCCUUAAAUGUUUUUCUCAGUAGGAUUGCUUCUUCUUCUGUAACUUCAAAUUGCCGGAUUAGAAGCAAGAGGCAGAGACUUUUCUUGCCUUCUAAUUUCUCUCAUCAAUGAUCAAACCACCACCUAUACGUACACACUACAACAUACGUAAUUCUCUCCCCAAAA